Messenger RNA from Acanthoscelides obtectus, 1686 nucleotides. The record is from the annotation of a GenBank genome assembly. Lineage: Eukaryota; Metazoa; Arthropoda; Insecta; Coleoptera; Chrysomelidae.
CAAAGAACAAUUAUUGCAAGAAUCCAUUAAUAAAGUUAGUUCCGCCGAGAUGUCCAAAAGAGAAGCUCAUAGGCGUUUUCAUUUCACACCAAAGUCCCUUAAACGUAGAAUGGCCAGUGGUAACCUUGAGAAAGGGAGUCCCGGACCAGAAGGCGUUUUUGGGAAUACAAAUGAAAAACGGUUGGUUGUUCACACCCAACGAUUGGCAGCGGCUGGAUUUGCUCCUAAUAAAAAUACAGUUCGACGACUGGCUUACAACUUUGCUGAGAAGCUGAAACUAAAACAAAAAUUUUCACACAAUAGCGGUUUGACUUUCAACAUUAUUAGAAAGAAACCACGGAGUGUCAAUAAGACAAGCUGAAGGAUUGUCAUUAUCAAGAGCUCGAGGAAUGAAUAGAGAAAAGACUUUAAAAUUUUUUCAACUUUUGAUUGAUACCUUAACUGAAAAUAAUUUAUUGGAUGAGCCAUCUCAUAUUUUCAAUAUGGACGAGACAGGUGUUCAACUGGCCAACAAACCUGAGAAAGUACUGACAACGAAUGGUGCAAGAGAUGUCAACGUUUUAACAUCUAAAGAGCGAGGAGAAGAAGUUACUGUUGUUGCAUGCUGUACUGCAGACGGCAGGUUUAUUCCGCCCACUUUAAUUUUCAAAGGUGUAAGCUAAAAGGUUGAGUUUUUAGAUGGAUUACCAGCUGGAUCCAAAAUUCAAAUGAAUUAACAGUAAUCCUUCAUAAAUUCGGAAUAAUUUCUUAAAUGGUUAAAGUUUAUUCCCAAUAAGCCAUCCGGCAAAUGUUUAUUAAUCCCGGAUGGCCACACUUCAGUCCUGACGGCGAUAUGCUGCAAGUGACUGACUGUAACGAUAUAAUUGUUUUGUGUGUAUGCAGGCUCUUCAGCCACUAGACCAUAGUUUUUUUAACCAUUUAAAACUUAUGUUAACCAAGAAGCUCAGUUAUGGAUGAAACACAACGCCAGCAGAAACCUUACGAGAUAUCAAGCCGGUGCAUUAAUUGGAAAAAGUUUGUUAAGAUCAGCAUCUGAGGUCACAGCCAUUAACGGUUUCAAGGCAACAGGGAUAUAUCCUGUUGAUCCUAAUGCUAUUCCGGAUCCCUUUUAUUCUAUAACCAAUUCAUCCAUGACAAAUACUUCCCCAGAAAGAGAUGCUGACCGUCCCAGCUUAGGAUCACCCUCCACCAGCCCUACUCGUCCUGUUCAAACAUGUGGUAGGAAGAUGACGGCGACGGUCCACAAAUUACUCCUUCAAAACUUUUGCAAGAAGUUUUUCCUAUCCCAAAAUUACCUGUAUCCUUUAAGCAAAGGCAAAGCGCAACUGUGUUAACAUCACCCGAAAAAUAACAAAGAGGGUUCGCCUUGACAAACAUAAAACAACCAAUGUGGCAAAAAAGAAAAAGGAACUAAAAAUCCAAAAAAAUCAACUAAAACAACUAGAGGAAGAGCCAAAAAAAAACUAAUGGAGUCACAGCGAAGAUGAACGCCUGUGGUCAAAAAGAAAAAUGAAAAUCGGGAACGCUGAGAGUGGACUGCCUUGAAGUUUACGAAACGACAACUAAAAAUGUGGAUUGACUGUAGUGCCUUAACGCUUAAAAUGGCUACAUCUCACUUGCACUAUGUAUGGUGAAGUGUGUGGCAUCUGCUCUGGAUUCGACUUGAGAAAAAAAAAAUGAAAAUUA